AAAUAAAAUAAAAUGAUAAGCAAUCCAAACAAGCUAUAAAUGAAAUUUUAAAAAAGCAAAAAAAAAAAUGAAAAAAAGAGAGUUCUUUUCAAAGUUUCCUCUUCUUCUCUUCUCCACUUUUCUCUGUUGCAACUGCACUUCUAGGUUUACUCUUUUUGUCUUCUUCUUUUCUACUUUUUUAGAUCUUUAACUUGUAAUUAUUUUUCUACAUCAUGCUUUCUUUUUCCCUCUGUUCUGCAAUUUUUUUCUUCUUUGUAGUUUCUUUCUCUGUUCUGCUAUGCUUUGGUCUGUGUUCUGCAAUUGUUUCUUUGUUUUGUGAUGUUUUUCUCUGUUAUACACUGCUAAGCUUUUGCAUUUGAUUAAUAUAUUUUUACCUGUGACGACUAUUGGCUAUCUAGUUCUGUAUUUACUUUUUCAUUUAAAAAUUGAAUGAUUUGCUUAAUAUAUUAUUUCUAUUGAGUUCUUGGUUAUUUGACAAUGCAUAUUUAAUAUUUUUUCUUUUUGUAUUAAUUUGCGCUUUACUUGAAAAAAGUGCACGCUCGGCUGAUGCUUCUCCAGCAUUUCCAUAAGUUCGCCAACCAAAUGUUUCCUUUAAUAGUCCAUUAAUUUAUUAAUUUAACCCUAACUUUCCUGGGAUUGAGGUAUAGUUGUUGUUGAAUGAAAAACUAUGAGUGUCAUGUGUCCGAUAGUUGGGGGAGAAGAAACUCAUAUAGCUGUAUGUAAAUAUAAUAUAAGAGAAAAGUCUUGGUUUCAAAUGCAUGACAAAAUAACUUGAAUACAUCUUUCUUGCACAUUUUUUUCUGUAUAAUUUUAAACAGUGCAUUUCUAAGCAUGCCUUUGCUUAUGUUUUCAGAUAUAACAUUCUUUUCGUUCUGUCAAUAUACCCUUCAAGUGCUUGGAGUCGUAUUACUAUACAAACAAAACUAUAGUGAGGCUUGAGUAUGUUUUUGACAAGCAAUGUUCACCGAGCUCAUCUGCAUGUGAGUGUGUCUUCUCUAUCCCAAUUGAAGUCCCUCUUUUCCAUUGAGUAUGCUGUAAAGUUGUUGAAAAAGUUAGCUGAUGAUGGGAACUUCAAAUUGGGAAAAGUUGUUCAUGCACUUCUUAUUGUAUCUAAUCAUGCAUCAGAAGACCAUAUAAGUCAGAAUAAUUGUCUCAUUAAUCUCUAUUCAAGUUGUGGACAACUUGCUAUUGCUCGGCAGGUAUUCAACAGAUUGCAGCAACGAAAUGUAGUUUCUUGGAGUACUUUAAUGACAGGGUAUUUUCACAACGGGUUUACCUGGGAGGUACCCAAAUUGUUCAAAGACAUGGUUUCAGUGGAUAAUUUAUUUCCAAAUGAGUAUGUCUUGUCUACUGUUCUUUCUUCUUGUUCUAGUGGUGGUUUGCUACACGAAGGGCGGCAGUGUCAUGCAUUAGUGUUAAAGUCAGGAUUGGUGUUUCAUCAGUUUGUGAAAAAUGCUCUUCUAUCCUUUUAUACAAUGUCUUCAGAUAUGGAAGGGGUUCUGGAAAUCUUGAAGUCUGUUCCUGGAGCAGACAACAUUACUUAUAAUUCUGUACUGAAGGGGUUCUUGGAUCAUGGGUAUACAAGUCAAGCAUUGGAUGUCUUCUCAAGGAUGUUGGCUGAGGGCUCGGUAGGGGACAAAAUCAGUUAUGUGAAUAUAUUUGGUCUUUGUGCUCGUCUCAAGGAUUUGAAAUUGGGUCAGCAAGUUCAUUCCAGGAUGUUGAAGUCAGGUCUUCAGCUUGAUGUGUUUUUAAGCAGUGCAGUCAUGGACAUGUAUGGAAAGUGUGGUGAAAUUUUAGGUGCAAGAUAUAUCUUUUAUUCUUAUCCUGACCAUAAUGUGGUGUCUUGGACAACAAUCUUGGCUGCAAAUUUCCAAAAUGAGUGCUUUGAGGAAGCCCUGAAAAUGUUCUUACAAAUGGAACUUCAGGAUGUUGUGCCAAAUGAAUACACAUUUGCAGUAUUGUUGAAUUCCUGUGCAGGUCUAUCAGCACUUGGGUGCGGGAAAACAUUACAUGCACGUGUUGAGAAGACAGGACAUGGAGCUUUUGUUGUAGUGGGGAAUGCUUUGAUCAAUAUGUAUUUUAGGAGUGGCCAUAUUGAAGCCGCUAGGGCCUUAUUUUCGAACAUGAUAUGUCGAGAUACUGUUACUUGGAAUUUGAUAAUAUCAGGUUUCUCUCAUCAUGGGCUUGGUGAGGAUGCAUUGUAUAUGUUUCAGGACAUGUUAGCUGCCAAAGAGCAACCAAACUAUGUAACCUUUGUCGGGGUUCUUUUGGCUUGUGGACAUUUGGGUAGAAUAGAAGAAGGAUUUUACUAUUUGCAACAUCUAAUGAGGGACUUUGGCCUUGAACCUGGGUUGGAGCACUACACCUGUGUUGUUGGGCUCCUAGGUAAAGCUGGAAAACUUGAUGAGGCUGAGAAGUUCAUGAGGUCGACACCAAUCACAUGGGAUGUUAUUGCUUGGCGUACUUUGCUUAAUGCUUGUAACGUCCACCGCAAUUAUGGUUUAGGACAGAAAGUGGCAGACCAUUUGUUGCAAUUGAACCCUAAUGAUGUGGGAACCUAUAUCUUGUUGUCCAAUAUGCAUGCCAAGGUGAAAAGGUGGGAUGGUGUAACAAAGAUACGGAAGUUAUUACGAGAAAGGAACAUAAAGAAAGAACCAGGAUUGAGCUGGACUGAAAUAAGAAAUGAAACUCAUCUGUUUGUUUCUGAUGACACCCAACACCCGGAGACAGCUCAAAUCCAUGAGAAGGUGAGAAAAUUGUUGGCUGAAAUAAAACUAUUGGGCUAUGUUCCAGAAACGGCUUCCGUCUUGCAUGAUGUUGAGCAAGAACAGCAAGAGGGUUAUCUUAGGUACCACAGUGAAAAGCUGGCUGUGGCAUAUGCUCUCAUGAAAACGCCAUCCAAAGCUCCAAUUCAUGUCAUUAAGAAUCUCAGAAUCUGUGAUGAUUGUCAUUCUGCUUUGAAGCUUAUCUCAAAGGUCACCAUGAGAGUGAUAGUUGUAAGAGAUGUCAAUCGGUUCCACAGUUUUCAAUAUGGGUCCUGUUCAUGCGCAGAUUAUUGGUGAAACAUCACAAGAUUGACACGUAGUUUCUUACAAGGUUUCAAAUGAGAAUUUUUCCUUCUGCUACCUAAGAAGUCAAGGGAUCCCCCAGAGUCUUAACUUUCUAAAGUAUAUAUCACACAGCACAAUAGUCAUUGCAAUCACAUUUUGAAAUUUCUGCACGAUUUCCGGAGGAAUAGAAGCAAAGUGCAACAGCUGGUUCAAGUAUUCGAUCCAGUUGUUUGAGCUUUUGAUGGAACAGCUGGAGAGGCAGUCUUAAUGCGAGUGAGAUAACUGCUAGUUUUCUUUAGUGUAUUUAGUUUUAUUUGUUGAAUUGUAUGACUAUUUCAUCUAAAAGCUAAGUUGUUAGAGAAGGUGCACUUUUAUUUAGUUAAUUAUAUCUUCAACAUGCUUCAAUAUUCUGGAAUAAUGUUAUUUAAUUAUGGGAAGAUCUAGAGAACAAGCACACAGAUCCUUGGCUGCAGUUAAACGUUAUAAGGUUACUAGCUGAUCUAAAUUCUUCAGUUAAGAGGCCUGAAAUUGUGGAUUAUAUUACCAAAAUUCAUUGAAAGCCUAGAGGAGCGUGAUGCAUGACACCAGGCUUAUUGAGACUCCGAGUAUGAAGCUCUCAUUUCAUUCCAAACAUAGUGCACUUGUAUCUCUGCCUCAUCUGUUCAAGUUUUGAAAGACGUUAUUCUGAACUGAGCUAUUGAACUGCUUUCUGUUUCUUUCUUUCUUCUCUUUUUUUUGGGGGGAGCUGCUGCAGCUUCUUGAUGCUGUUGCGCGCAUGGAAAGUUUAGGUUUUGAGAAGUCCAAUUGUGAAGCUAUUGUUUUGAUGACAAGGAGUUAAUUGAGUAAGCUUGCUUCUGUUGGCUCAGCUGAAAGUAAGACCACAGCUCCAGAAGCCACAACAGAAUGCGUUGAGAUGUGGGCUUGGCUGCAGAGUCAAAAAGUGGAAAGUUGGUCUUCCUGAGAAUGUGCUUUACUGGACUGUUUCUGGAGAAUCUCAAGGACAAUGUCUUUUGCAGGAGAGGAGCUGAUUCUCUUGAACCUCCACUUCCUGCCGCGGCUGAGAUAUGUUCAGAUUUUGAUCCUACUGUAGAUGUUGAGCCCUUCACUAGUUGUUCGAAACUUGUAGUUCUAUAUUGGUCUCUUGGGGUUACCUCCUCUAUCACAGGGCCAUCAUGCCAUGAAAAAGUCAGUAUCGACUACUCUAAACAGUGUUGCAGCAUGGGAGCAAUUACACUUCGAGCAGUGAGUGCUCCAUACAUGUGGAGUGCUAAUUGGAACUCCGCCGUCCAAUGCAUUUCUCAAGGAACCCACUACUUGUAAGUUAAGAUCUGAUUUAGAAGUUCAGCUUUUGAGCAAAGUUUGUAAUCCAUCUUCUCCUAGAAUGCUUGGUUCUUAUGUUGAAGCUGCUGUGCCUUGUUGCAACUACCAUAGGUCAAUCUUGUGAAACGAGUUGGAAACAUGUAUAAGAUGUUGCACCUAUAGGUGCAUUCUUAUGUCGUGUGCCAUAGUGAAAUUUCAUCCAAACUUGGUAGUCUAGCGAUCUUUGUAUUAAUUCCCUCUUGCUCAUAUAGCUCUAAUUUUAUGCUUUUUUGCUCCGUCUACCUUGAUUAAGAAGAGGUUCAUUUUGUAAAAAAACCUACAUCGGAACACUGGGAACAUCAUCAAUACAAAACUACUCGAGGUCAUCUAUUUAGUCCUCUAU
Molecule: messenger RNA, 4752 nt
Organism: Capsicum annuum
Lineage: Eukaryota; Viridiplantae; Streptophyta; Magnoliopsida; Solanales; Solanaceae
Product: pentatricopeptide repeat-containing protein At5g39680
Exons: 3
Coding region: 942-3062 (706 amino acids)
Biological process (GO): RNA modification
Molecular function (GO): zinc ion binding; protein binding; RNA binding
Source: RefSeq, a predicted model, not a curated record